Molecule: messenger RNA, 2277 nt
Organism: Phasianus colchicus (ring-necked pheasant)
Lineage: Eukaryota; Metazoa; Chordata; Aves; Galliformes; Phasianidae
Source: RefSeq, a predicted model, not a curated record
GGGGCUGCACCGGCUGCGGGCUGUGCCAGCCCAGUGCCAGACUGCAUUCAGUGAUGGCCGGUGUGCAGGUCCCUGUUCUGCUGUCCCUUCGUCCCUGUCCUCUCUGCCCCACACUCACUGGCCAUGUCUUGCAGGUGGCUCUUCGCAUCCGACCCAUGAGUGUGGCUGAGCUGCAGAGGGGGGCCAGGCCCAUUGCCCACCGCCUGGAUGAGCAGGUUGUGGUGCUGCAAGACCCCAUGCAGAACUCUGAUAAUGUCCUGCAUGCCAGCCGCUCCCAGGAGAAAUCCUACAUCUUUGAUGCAGCCUUUGACUCCACAUCCACCCAGGUGGGUCCAUGGGAUGGGCAGGGCAUGGGGACGUGGGGCUGGGAACAUGGUGUGGGACAGCCAACUGGCAUGGGGGCACUGGGAUGUGCCCUGGGACCAUUCACUCUCCAACAGGAAACAGUGUACCAUGCCACCACCCGAGGCCUCAUUGCAAGCGUCAUCUCCGGCUGCAAUGCCACCAUCUUUGCUUAUGGCCCCACUGGCUGUGGGAAGACCUACACCAUGCUUGGCACCGACAGCGAACCUGGCAUCUGUGCCCGUGCCCUUGGUGACCUCUUCCAUGCCAUCAAGGAGUGCAGCAGUGAUGCAGAGCAUGAGGUCUCCAUGUCCUACCUAGAGAUCUACAAUGAGGUGAUUCGGGAUCUGCUGAGCCCCUCACCACACUCCCUGCAGCUGCGGGAGGAUUCCCAUGGCACCGUCCGAGUGGUCGGCAUCACCGAGGUGUCGGCCGGCAGCUCCGAGGAGGUGGGACAGGGGAUGUCUGGGGGGCAGCAGGGAGCAGCGAGCCCCUUACCCAGCACAGCCUGUCCUCUCCAGGUCCUACAGCUGUUGCUGAGGGGGAAUCGGCAGCGGACACAGGAGCCCACAGCUGCCAACCACACGUCAUCACGCUCCCAUGCCAUGCUGCAGGUCACUGUGCGGGGACGGGGACUGUGCUGCGGGCGGCUCCAACUGAUCGACCUGGCAGGCUCCGAGCGGGCAGCUUGGACGCAGAACCGUGGGCAGAGGAUGAAGGAGGGAGCGCACAUCAACAGGUCACUGCUGGCCCUGGGCAACUGCAUCAAGGCGCUGAGCAAGCCGGCAGGCAGUGCGCACGUCAACUACCGUGACAGCAAACUGACCCGCCUGCUGAAGGACUCGCUCGGGGGGAACAGCCACACGGUGAUGAUCGCCCACAUCAGCCCUGCCAGCACUGCCUUUGAAGAGUCCCGCAGCACGCUCACCUACGCCCAGCGCGCCAAAAGCAUCCGCCCCACGGUGGGACCGGGAGGGUGAACACCAUCCCACCUCCUGCCAGCAUCCUCCUGUCCUGUCCCUGAGCAGCCCUGGUCCCCAGCAGGGAGGGCGUAAGAGCCGGUCCCUGCUGCACAGCUGCACAGUGCUCAGGGACCCGAGCUGGGGAUGUGCUGUGCCGCGGCAGUGAGAUGCUCAUGCUAUGCCCAUUUCAGGUGAAGCACAACCUGCUCAGCAACUCAACCCAUGGCAGAAUUGUGGCCAACCUGCGUGGGGACAUCCAGCACCUCAAGCACCAGCUGUACACCGCAUCAGGACCAGGCAAGCACUGUGCCAUCCGCUACACCCAGGGUAUGCCUGGCCCCACUGUGCUGCCCCAGAGCUGCAGGGCUCGGUGCUGACACCCAUAUUCCCAGCCCAGGUUCAGCUGCGGGACAAGCUGCUCAAUGCCUGCCGUGAGCAGGCAGCCCUGUGCCAGCACCUGGUUCAGCUGGAGGGCACAGCACUGCACACCCGGCUGGCAGCUGCCCGGCACCUCCGCAUACUCACUCGGUAUGUGGGUGCAGGUGGGGUCCCCAGAGAACUGGCUGUGUCACUGAGACCCCAAAAUGCCUCCUGCAGCUGGAAGAGGAGAGCAUGGCGCUGGGACAAGGAGGGGCAAGGGAAGCCAGGGGGGCCCAGUGAGAGCAAGAGGAACACAGACACGGAUAUGCCAGAACCACCCAAUGUGAUCACAGCACAGGAGAGCUUCAUGGCACUGGUGGAGAAGCAGGGCAGACUCCAGGAACAGAAGGUGCGGGAGCCCCAAAUGCAGCAUCCACAGCUCAACCCCACAUCUGCAGGGAGCUGAGCUUGACGAGUUCCUGCCUAACAGCACCACUCACCCCAGAGCACUGGGAUGCGUGCAGAGGGUAAAAGGCCAGGCAGGUUGGAGGCCCUCUAGCAGGGAUGCUGUCCCCUGGGAAGGAGGAUGACCCCCGCGUGUGCCCACAGGCAG